AUGAGGUUUCUGCUCUUCUCUGAAUGGCUUGUGGACUGGGCUCGUGGCACAUACUGGUACCUGUUUGGCAGGAGAAGUGGACUGUGCAAGGAGACCAUAAGCCUUCCAAGCCCACUAGCUACAGAUGAAAAGAAAAAGAACAGAGUGCUUCAAAAAGAUAAAGUAUUUGAUGAGUUUGAGGUGCCCAGAAACCUGGACGUUAUUGUGAUUGGCAGUGGUAUUGGUGGUUUGACAGCAGCGGCAGUUUUAGCCAAACUAGGAAAGAAAGUCCUGGUGUUGGAGCAAGACAAGCAGGCAGGAGGCCUGUGUGAGACCUUCACUGAAAAAGGCUUCGAGUUUGACUGUGGCUUCCAUUACGUUGGACAACUUCAUGAAAACGGCUUCCUGAAAGUUGUGUUGGAUCUGAUCACUGAUGGCCAGGUGCAUUAUGCUGAGCAGGGUUUCCAUGUGGACACAGUUGUUAUUGGUAAAGGCAAACAACGUAAAGAAUACACUAUCUACAGUGGCAAGAAGCAGAUGGAGGCUCAUCUUAAGAAGCAGUUUCCCAAUGAUACCAAGGCAGUAGAGGAGCUGUUCAAAAUCAUGAAGAUCUGUUCCAAGAAGAUCCAUCUCCUGUGUAUGCUGAAGAUGGUCCCACUCUGGUUUGCUCGCUUCAUACUGUGGAAUGGAAUCGCGGACUUGAUCUCCCCAAUUUUCAGAUACUCCCGCACCAGUACAACAGACGUGGUCAAGUCUUUCACUAGCAACCAAGACCUCCUCACUGUGUUUUCUCAAAUAUUUUAUGGUGUCCCACCCAAAAACAACAGCUGCAUGAUUGACGCCCUCUUCCUGCACCACUCCAAGCAUGGCGUAUACUAUCCUAAGGGUGGUGCUAGCGAGAUCCCGUACCACAUCAUCCAGGUUUUGGAGCGGCAUGGAGGAAAAGUCCUUGUCAAUGCUCCUGUGUCCAGCAUUCUAGUUGAUAAAAAGCAAAAUGCGUACGGAGUGGCUGUGAAGACAGGGGGUGAAGAAGAUGUUGAAGUUCGGGCUCCUGUGAUCAUUUCAAAUGUUGGCAUGUUCACCACCUUCAAGAAGCUUCUGCCUCCAGAGAUUCAGGCAAAUCCGGAAGUCAUGGACUAUCUUCAUACUUUGAAACCAGGCAAAGGAUUUUUCCAGGUGUUUGCAGGCUUUAAUGCCACUAAAGAAGAACUGGGCAUCUCUUCAACCAACAUGCGACUCUAUAAGAGCAACAACAUGGAUGAAAUGAUGGAAGAGUACUUCGAUUCAGACAAGGACAUCGCACCUGACAACAUCCCCAUGAUGUACGUUUCCUUCCCCUCUGCUAAGGAUCCCACUUCAUGCACUCGUUUCCCAGGGCAGUCACGUAUGGUGAUCCACACUAUGGUCAAUCCAAAGUGGUUUGAACAGUGGCACAAUGUCAGUGAGCCUGAAAGGGGUGAAGAGUAUGAGAAAUACAAGAUGAGAUUUGCUAAUCAUCUCUUUGACUGGGCUUGUGUCCACUUCCCCAAGCUGAAAGAGAAGUUGGCAAUGUUGCAUGCAGUCACUCCCAUUAACAUGCAUGGGCUGAGGGCCACAUAUGGGUCCAUGCUGUCUGCAGAGCACAGUCUGGAGAGAUACCAGCCUCUGAACAUUGCCAUGACCAGGUGCAACACUCCUGUCAAGAACCUCUACCUGUCAGGGCAAGAUGUUUUCUCUGGUGGUUACUCUGGCGCGCUACAUGGUGGACUUCUCUGUGCUUCAACUGUUAUGGAUCACUGUCUGUAUAUUGACCUCCUGCUCCAGCAAAAGAAACUGAAGAGGAAGGUGGUCAAGAAAGUAGAGUGAGAAUAUGUGGUGUAAUAUUUGUACUCUUGAUGCUAUUCUCUUGUGGUUUUGCUGCACAUUUGUUCCCUGCAACUCUGAAUAAAGAUGUGAAUAAUGU
Molecule: messenger RNA, 1921 nt
Organism: Sinocyclocheilus grahami
Lineage: Eukaryota; Metazoa; Chordata; Actinopteri; Cypriniformes; Cyprinidae
Product: putative all-trans-retinol 13,14-reductase
Exons: 11
Coding region: 1-1824 (607 amino acids)
Molecular function (GO): oxidoreductase activity
Source: RefSeq, a predicted model, not a curated record